AUGGCUCAAUUUCCAUUGAUAUUUCUGCUAAUCUUCUUGGCCAGCCAAAGCGAAUCGGCCAAGGCACGCCUUCAACUGAUGUGGAAAACUUUUAACUGCUUGGCGAAUCCUAAUUACAUUUCCGAACACAAGUGUGUGAUUUUGGAACCUGAAAAAUCUCUGAUUACCGCGGAACUGAACUACUUAAAGGAUGUUACCACAUUCAAUGCCACCUUUAAGCUUUUCAUGCCGCGAAGACCUUCUCGACCUUAUCAGAAAGUAAUCGAUGUGAAUGUGGACAUAUGCCAGUUUGCCAAGGGAAUUCACGGCCACAGAUUCAUGACAAUCGUUGUGAAAGCUUUUGGAAAGCAGGGAUCUCAGCUAAAGUGUCCCCAUCCCAAGGGUCUUUACGUAUACCCCAAUAUAAAUAUUGCCGAAAAUCUGCCCGCUUUCUUGCCGGAGACCGAUUUCAAAAUCGAAAUGAAUUUUCUAACCACCGGUGCUCAUCUUUUCAACACCACUCUCACUGGAUUCUUGUUCGAUCCGAUAAAAAGGAAGUCAAAGACUACUUAA
Messenger RNA from Drosophila takahashii, 552 nucleotides. RefSeq lists its product as uncharacterized. The record is from RefSeq and is a predicted model, not a curated record. NCBI's taxonomy places the organism in Eukaryota, Metazoa, Arthropoda, Insecta, Diptera, Drosophilidae.